GAGGGGCAGCGGCGGGCGCGGGUGGUCCCGGCUGGAGCUGGAAACGCGCUUGUCCCAGAGGAACGCCUUGCCUGAGGCGCUGGCGUACAGUAAAGAUAUGAGUGAGUCCGGAAGUUUUGCAGCAUCACGUUCUAGGCGUGAGAGGAAGAAUAGAAAGGGCCAGCAAGAAGCACUUGAACGUCUGAAAAAAGCCAAAGCUGGGGAAAAAUUAAAAUAUGAGGUUGAGGAGUUCACGGGUGUUUAUGAUGAAAUAGAUGAGGAUGAAUACUCCAAGAUGGUCAGAGAUCGUCAGGAUGAUGACUGGAUUGUUGAUGAUGAUGGGAUAGGUUAUGUAGAAGAUGGAAGGGAAAUAUUUGAUGAAGAUCUGGAUGAUGAUGCUCUUAGUUCCAAUAAGAAAGGAAAAGGUGGCAGAACAUCUACAACUGAUAAAAAGAACGUGAAGAAACCUGUGGUGUCCAAGUCAAACACAAUUAAAUCUAUGUUUAUGGCCAGUGCUGGGAAGAAAAACACAGAUAAAACUGUGGACCUGUCCAAGGAUGAUUUACUUGGGGAUAUUCUUCAAGAUAUUAGUGCUGAAACAGUUCAGCUAAGUCCACCACCAAUUAUAAUGCUGAAAAGGAAAAGAUCUGCUGGAGUACCACGCAAUCCUUUCUCUGUGCCGUCCCAAACUUCUAAGGUAAUCACCUCUAUAUCAAAGAAAGCUUCUGCUCAUGUCAGAAAGGAAACUCUUCCUCCAGCUGCAUUUCAUCCUAAACAUCCCAAUUAUACGGCAAAAUCUGUCAGAGUCUCUGAAAAUGAGGACACCAAACAUGUGCAAAAACCUGUAGAAAAUGAGGGAAUAGUGAAGGCAGUAGGAGAGAAAACUACUAAAGUUCUACCUGCAGCACUUCCAGAUGAUGAUCAGGAAAUGAUGAAUUUUGAUGAGGAGGACUUUGAUGAACCUAUGGAAGCAGAGCAUGUGGAAACUAUACCUGAGACAGCUGAAAGCUUGAAAAGAGACAAUGAAAUUGAGAAGAAAGAGACUGAGCAGCUUGAAUCAGAGAAGGAGACAUCUGUCUUAAGUUGUUCUCUCCCAGGUUUCUCAGGUUGGGAUGGAAUUGAUGAGGACGAAGCUGAUCUAGUAGCAACAGAAGUUCAGCUGGACCCCAAUCUCCUUCCGCUUGUGAAUGGGGGAAGUGAUGAUCAAGUCUUAAGGUUUUAUUGGCUGGAUGCUUAUGAAGAUCAGUUCAGUCAGCCAGGUGUGGUAUUUUUGUUUGGCAAAGUUUGGAUUGAAUCUGCAACCACCUAUGUCAGCUGCUGUGUGACAGUGAAAAAUAUUGAGAGAACUGUUUAUCUGCUGCCACGUGAAACAGAAAUGGACCUAUCUACUGGUAAAGAGACGGAGACUCCAGUAACUAUAAUGAGUGUUUUCAAGGAAUUUAAUGACAACAUUUCACCAAAGUACAAGAUCAUGAAGUUCAAAUCCAAGAAAGUGGAAAAAUACUACGCUUUUGAGAUUCCGGAUGUACCAGCAAAAUCUGAGUACCUCGAGGUUAAAUAUUCAGCUGAAUGCCCUCGGCUUCCCCAAGAUCUCAAGGGACAAACAUUCUCACAUGUCUUUGGAACCAACACCUCUAGCCUGGAACUUCUCUUGAUGAAUCAGAAAAUCAAAGGACCCUGCUGGCUGGAAAUAAAAAAUCCACAGCCUUCAAAUCAGCCAGUCAGCUGGUGCAAAGUAGAGGCUGUUGCCAUGAAGCCUGGCUUGGUGAAUGUGGUUAAAGAUCUUGCUCCUCCUCCUCCUCUGGUGGUCAUGUCCGUCAGUAUGAAGACGGUUCAGAACCCAAAGACUCACCAGAAUGAGGUUGUGGCUCUUGCAGCUCUAGUUCAUCAGAAAUUUCCUUUGGAUAAGGCUCCACCUCAGCCUCCUUUUCAAACACACUUCUGUGCCGUUUCCAAACCGAGUGAUUGCAUUUUUCCUUAUGACUUCAAAGAAGCAGUUAAAAAGAAGAAUGCUAAAAUAGAAAUUGCUGCAACAGAGAGAACACUGCUGGGAUUUUUCCUUGCGAAGAUUCACAAAAUUGACCCAGACGUUGUUGUGGGUCAUAAUAUUUAUGGAUUUGAUCUGGAAGUGCUGCUUCAAAGAAUUAAUUUGUGCAAAGUCCCUCACUGGUCCAAGAUAGGUCGACUGAGGAGAUCUAAUAUGCCAAAGCUUGGGGGCCGAGGAGGGUUUGGUGAAAGGAAUGCUGCCUGCGGUCGAAUGAUUUGUGAUGUAGAAAUUUCUGCUAAAGAACUAAUUCGUUGCAAAAGUUACCAUUUGUCUGAACUAGUCCACCAGAUUUUGAAGACAGAGAAGGUAACAAUUCUACCAGAGGAAGUUCGAAAUAUGUACAGUGAAUCUCCUCGCUUACUGUUCAUGCUGGAAAACACCUGGAUAGAUGCCAAGUUCAUUCUCCAGAUCAUGUGUGAGCUGAAUGUUCUGCCCCUGGCUCUUCAGAUAACAAACAUCUCUGGGAAUGUCAUGUCGAGGACAAUGAUGGGCGGACGAUCUGAACGUAAUGAGUUCCUGCUGCUUCAUGCCUUUCAUGAGAAGGAUUACAUAGUGCCAGACAAACAAGUUUUCAAAAAGCCUCCACAGAAGCUGGUGGAUGAAGAUGAAGAUUUUGAAGAUCAGAAUAAAUCAAAGAUAGGGAAAAAGAAAGCAGCAUAUGCUGGGGGCUUAGUCUUGGAUCCCAAAGUUGGUUUUUAUGACAAGUUUAUUUUGCUUCUCGACUUCAAUAGCUUGUACCCAUCGAUUAUUCAGGAGUUCAACAUCUGCUUUACCACGGUGCAGCGACUGUCAUCAGAAGCACAGAAAAGGGCAGAGGUUGAAGAAGAGGAGGAAAUUCCAGAGCUUCCAGACCCAUCUCUGGAAAUGGGAAUUUUGCCUAAAGAAAUCAGGAAGCUGGUGGAGAGAAGACGCCAAGUUAAGCAGUUAAUGAAACAGCCAGAUUUAAAUCCUGACCUCUAUUUACAGUAUGAUAUCAGACAGAAAGCUUUGAAACUCACUGCUAACAGCAUGUAUGGCUGCCUGGGAUUUUCCUACAGCAGAUUCUAUGCCAAGCCUUUGGCUGCUUUGGUGACACAUAAAGGGAGAGAGAUUUUGAUGCAUACCAAGGAGAUGGUGCAGAAGAUGAACCUUGAAGUGAUUUAUGGAGACACAGAUUCCAUUAUGAUAAACACUAACAGCACCAAUUUGGAUGAGGUCUUCAAGUUGGGGAAUAAGAUCAAAAGUGAAGUGAACAAACUGUACAAAUUGUUGGAAAUUGAUAUUGAUGGAAUUUUUAAGUCCUUGCUAUUGUUAAAGAAGAAGAAAUAUGCUGCUCUGAGUGUGGAACCAACAGGAGAUGGGAAAUAUGUAACUAAACAAGAGCUAAAAGGACUGGAUAUAGUCCGGAGAGACUGGUGUGAUCUUGCUAAACAGACUGGAAACUAUGUAAUUGGCCAGAUUCUUUCUGAUCAGCCCCGAGACAUAAUUGUGGAAAAUAUUCAAAAGCGACUUAUAGAAAUUGGAGAAAAUGUGGUCAGUGGUCAGAUCCCAGCAAAUCAGUUUGAAAUAAACAAGGCAUUGACAAAAGAUCCCCAGGAUUAUCCUGACAAAAAAGCCUUGCCACAUGUGCAUGUUGCCAUGUGGAUAAAUUCUCAUGGAGGCCGAAAGGUGAAGGCAGGAGACACAGUGUCAUAUAUCAUUUGUCAGGAUGGAUCAGAUCUCAGUGCCAGCCAGCGAGCAUAUGCUCCAGAACAGUUAAAAAAGCAAGAAAAUCUUAAAAUUGAUACUCAGUACUACCUGUCACAGCAAAUACACCCAGUAGUUGCUAGAAUAUGUGAGCCUAUAGAGGGAAUUGAUUCUGUUCUUAUUGCAACAUGGUUAGGACUGGAUCCCUCCCAAUUCAGAGUCCAUCACCAUUACCAUAAAGAUGAGAAUGAUGCCUUGGUUGGUGGCCCAGCUCAGCUCACUGAUGAGGAGAAAUAUAGGGAUUGUGAAAGAUUCAAGUUUUGCUGCCUCAAAUGUGGAACGGAAAAUAUUUAUGACAAUGUCUUUGAUGGUUCGGUUAGUUGGUUUUUUUGUUUGUUUUGUUUCAGCUCACUGGUGAGGGAGAAAAAUGCUUGUAGGGAGAACAGCUUUUUAAACAGGAUUCAUAUGAUGUAGAAGAUACCAUAUUGU
This is a messenger RNA of Cyanistes caeruleus (blue tit), 4180 nucleotides long. Lineage: Eukaryota; Metazoa; Chordata; Aves; Passeriformes; Paridae. The record is from RefSeq and is a predicted model, not a curated record.